AUGGCUCUGGGGUAUCCCCGCACGCCAUUUGGCUUUUGUGUCAACAUCAACCUGGUUUCAACGUCGCCUGAGAAUGGGGCUACUGAGUUUUGGCUUGGCACACACAACGAUCCAGCGCUGGAGGCACUCACUAUUAACGGACACGGGGAUGACGGUCCUGACCCUGCUAUAGCCCUCGAGAAAAAAGCAGCUCGAGCCAAGGACCUUGGUGUGCCCAUCGACUUUGCGGACAAGCUCGUUGAAGAGCGCCGUAAAGUGCGGCCGCCGAUUCAAGCAAGCCUUCCCAAAGGUUCACUUAUCAUCCGCGACAUACGCAUAUGGCACGCGGGCAUGCCCAAUCGGACCGACGAUGCGCGUGUCAUGUUGGUAACAGUUGCCGUGGCUUCUUGGUAUCGCAAUGGACAGAAGAUCCUGUUGCCCAUGCGGUGGAAGAACAGGAUUCACUGGGGAAAACUUGAUCCAUGCAUCGAAUGGGUAGAGAACGAUCGCAACUAUCUUCAAGGCUCGCACGACAUCAAUCUAGCCCAGCUUCCUUGA
This is a messenger RNA of Trichoderma gamsii, 537 nucleotides long. RefSeq lists its product as hypothetical. The transcript has a single exon. NCBI's taxonomy places the organism in Eukaryota, Fungi, Ascomycota, Sordariomycetes, Hypocreales, Hypocreaceae. The coding region runs from base 1 to 537 and encodes 178 amino acids. The record is from RefSeq and is a predicted model, not a curated record.